Molecule: messenger RNA, 723 nt
Organism: Symbiodinium necroappetens
Lineage: Eukaryota; Dinophyceae; Suessiales; Symbiodiniaceae
Source: the annotation of a GenBank genome assembly
AUGGGACGCGCGAGGCAACUUUAUGGUCAAGAGUCAUCGUUCGGCCUGUGGGGCCCGACUUUGGCCGUCAUGGUUGUGGCAGCAUUCUGCUUGAUCUGCUGGCUCACAGCAGCAAAGCCGCCAGAUGUCCAGCAGAGCGUUAGACAAAUCUGGGAGGAUUCGGCUCUCGGCCAAAACCGUGAUCAACGGGGAUGCUUGCAAGCAGCAGGCUUCGUUUGGUGCGAGGGUGCAGGCAAGUGCAUCAGACCAUGGAAGGAGGCUUGUCCUGGGGGCACUGACUUCUGCCGCAACUACUGUGCGGAGCAGAAACGCCAGGAAGCCUCACAGCGACCCAGAAACAGACCAGGAUCUCACAGUGUUUUCUGCCGCUGUGCUGGCGAGGACGAUGUGGAACGUGCUGAAGUUGAUGACAAGCGGUUGGACAAAAGAGAUGUCCUUCUUUUGCUAGCCUGCUCAGGCUCUAUUCAGCCCAGGCCAUGUCAGGCCAAAUGGCAAUCGCUUGAGCUUCACCCGGGCAGCUUGUGGCGUCCGCGAAAGCACCGCUCCAACUACCAGAGAUGUGAGGCGGCGGGUUUGGCCGGUGACCUUGGAGAGGAGGUCCGGCCCGCGGGCGCAAAGAGGAGUCAGCUGGAGGCAGAGAACGAUCUGGAAGGUUCGUCUGAGGGUCAUAGAAAUAGGAGUCUGGAAAGUUGGUUUAGCGGCUUGCAAGGUCUUCCAAACUGA